AUGAGACACCUAGCUGUCGGACUGGACUGGCGCGGCCUGUCUACCACUGUUGUCGGCCCGCCUCUACGCAAAGAAUACUUAAGCAAGAUUGACAGCAUCCUCAGCGACACUACCAAGUUCAGGAAGAUUUCAAGAAACCCUACAGCAGCCCUCAAGAAAAGACUGAACAAGAUAAUAGCAAAGAAUAACUCCACCUGCGAUGUUAAGUUCGAAAGACUCACAGGCGAAUAUGAGAUGGGAUACUGCUAUGGCAAUGUCAAGACCCACAAGCCAGGCAACAAAUUAAGACCCAUAAUAUCCCAAAUUCCCACUCCUACCUACUACAUCGCUAAAAGACUGUGCGGCCUCCUCACACCGUACAUUCCUACCUCCUAUUGUCUGCAGUCAGCCUCAGAUUUCAUCGAUAUCCUCAACAACAGCGACGCAGAAGGAAGAGUUGCCUCACUAGAUGUCGAAUCCUUGUUCACGAAUGUUCCAGUGGAUCGCACCAUCAACUAUAUCAUGGAACGUGUUUAUCACAGUGAAGCAACACCUAAGCUUGCGAUCCCAGAAGCUGUACUCCGAGAACUGCUGGAGUCUGUACUCCGAGAACUGCUGGAGUGUUGCACUAAAGAAGCACCUUUUACCUGCCCCCGCGGUAACAAGUACUGCCAGGUAGACGGCGUGAUAAUGGGUUCUCCUCUUGGUGUACUCUUGGCAAACUUCUUCAUGGGUUGCAUCGAGGAGGAAGUUUUCAAGAUAGUAAAAAAGCCGGAUAUAUAUUGCCGUUAUAUUGACGACAUUUUCAUCAAGACAAAGGACGCAGCCGAAGCAGAGCAUCUUAGACUUCACCUCCAAGAAACAUCUAGGCUAACAUUUACUAUGGAAAACAGCAAAGAUGGAGCCAUGCCCUUUCUCGACGUCUUAGUGCAACAAGAAGAAGGAAGAUUUACCACCAGCGUCUACACAAAACCAACGAAUCCUGGACUCUGCUUGAACGGACGAAGUGAGUGUCCCACGAGGUACAAGGAUUCCACUAUCUCAGCCUACAUCAAAAGAGCGCUUACACACUGCAGCACGUGGAAACAAGUCCACCAAGAAAUACAGCGCUCAACUCAAGUCCUCAUAAACAACAAUUUCAGUGAAAAGGACAUCAACCGCCUAGUAAAGAAAAUUGUCGACAGCUGGCAUAACAAGAAGCAACAAGAGGAUAAGAAAGGGAACAUCAACAUCUUCUAUAAAGCAACUUUCUCUACCGCCUACGAAGAAGAUGAGAGGGCCAUCACGCAGGUUGUGAAGAGGAACAUCAAGCCUUCCGACCCUGACAAACAAGCCAUUGCAUGGCCCUUCAGGCCAUGCAAUUUUGCACUCAACCAGGAGGCAAUGAAGUAUUCCAAGGCAUCAGGUGGACCACGGCACAAAACAAUAAUAAUCUUCAAGAGACGCUAA
This is a messenger RNA of Scylla paramamosain (green mud crab), 1428 nucleotides long. RefSeq lists its product as uncharacterized. The transcript has 4 exons. Bases 1 to 1428 code for a protein of 475 amino acids. The record is from RefSeq and is a predicted model, not a curated record. NCBI's taxonomy places the organism in Eukaryota, Metazoa, Arthropoda, Malacostraca, Decapoda, Portunidae.